AUUUAUUUGUCGCCUCCAGAUCAGAGAGAGAGAGAGGAGAGAGAAGCGAGAUCCGAAUCCGACUCCCUUAGAGAGAGGGAGGACGACGAGAUCCUUGCCUUAAAAAGGCCCUCGAUCGCUGGAAACCCUAGAUCCUCUUCAACUACAACGGCAAAGUUGAAUCAGAUGACUAAUGUGCACUUAUCCGAGCCAGAUCUUCCACCACAUCAGCCAGAUGUUGAAUUCAUCAUAUGUCAUAUUGAUAUCUGAUAAUUAUGCAACUCCAAGCAGCAUAAGCCUUUUUCAGAAAAAAACUCAACUUUCAUAGAAUAUGCAUGCAGCAUGCAUCAAUGCCUCAUCACCUAUCUACAGUAGGCACUUGGGCUUAAGUGAUGAAUUUUCUUCUAUCGCGCUCAACACAUCAUGUAUCUCCAGAUUUGCCAAGUAUUUCCGAACUCCACAACGAUGAGCAUCCCGCGCUUAAACGAACUACUACACUAGAGGGCCUUAUUGCUGAUGAUCCAUUUCAAAGAUCCUCAAGUGAAGAGGGUGAUAGAGACAGUGAUGGGAUUGGUGAUGCAACUGGAGCACCUGUAGACUCGAAUCUAGAAAGCCAAGUUCCCAUGGGUAACCUUUCUGAUGUUGCUGAGGGUGAAGGAUGUAUAACAAUUCCGUGCAGGGUACUUCCUGAUGAUUGGAGUGACGCUUCAGAUAUUCCUCAGUUACGCUCUUUGGACCGUUCUUUUGUUUUUCCUGGUGAACAGAUUCAUUUACUAGUUUGCUUAUCAGCUUCUAAGCAGCAUACUGAGAUUAUAACUCCAUUUAAAGUUGCUGCUGUUAUUUCUAAGAAUAACUACUCUGGAAAGAAUCAAACAAAGACUAUUGGAGAGAAGGCCAACUCUCUCAUCGAUCAAGGUAAUAUGAAUGACACCUAUGAGGAAACUGCAGAUGUUGUUAAAGAAGAAAAUGGUGAAAAUAUUUCGACUGCUGAUAGCCCACUUGACCUGGAGGAUAUAUCUCUAACGGAAUCCCUUCUUCGCAUGGAAGAUCAUAAGCAUCAGACAGAAGCACUGCUAGAAAGUUUUCGAAAUUCAAAUUUUUUUGUUAGAAUUGCACAUCUAGAUGAACCACUUUGGUCUAAAAGAAAUGGAGCAGAUCCAUCUUCAAGUAAUUCUGAUAUGGCUGGGGAAAAUUUUCAUUCAGAGAAUAUAGAUUCCAAAAAGGUUUCAAAGGCUAAUUUGGUCAAUGCAGUUAUUGAUAGGGGAGGUUUUGACGGAAGUUCUUCUGGUGGAAUGGCUAGAAAUGAUAUCAGAUGCUACUCUUUACAUAAUGGUGACAUAGUGGUUCUUUUACAAGUGAAUGUUGCAGUUAGUAAUAUAAAAGAUCCUGUUUUGGAGGUUAUUCAAUUUGAGAAGUAUGAGGCUACGUCUGCUGUUUCAGAGAACCUAAAUGGUUUACAUUCCAAUUCUGAGGAUCCAUGUCGGGACCUUCUUAACUGGUUGCUUCCUUUGGAUCGUACUCUACCUCCUCGUCCAUUAUCCCCUCCAUCAAACUCAUCUUCAGUUUUAGGCGUGACUCAAAGGUCAACAUCUGCCUCUUCUAGUUCUCAGAUUUUUUCUUUUGGCCACUUCAGAAGUAACUCCAUGCCUUCACUCCCCCAAGUUAAUGUGCCUCCUUCCUCGACAAUUCCUGCAUCCUAUUCUAAACCUUCCUUUGAAGUUGAUGAUUAUGAUCGCAUCUCACAGGAGAAGGUGAUUCAUCAAGAUAGAAAAAACAGUGAGCUAUUAUCUUUCCGGGGUGUUCCUUUGGAGCCUGAACGGUUUUCUGUUCACUGUGGUCUGGAAGGGAUAUAUUUGCCUAGAAGGAGGUGGCGCAGAAAAGUUGAAAUAAUCCAACCUAUAGAAAUCCAUUCAUUUGCAGCUGAGUGCUCAAUAGAGGAUCUUCUGUGUGUUCAAGUGAAGAAUGUCACGCCUGCUCAUUUGCCGGAUGUCACAAUAUUUUUGGAUUCGAUAGCUAUUAUUUUUGACGAGGCGUCUAAAGGUGGCCCUCCUCUCUCCUUACCUAUUGCAAGUAUCGAGACAGGAAACGGCCACAGCUUACCAAAUCUAUCCCUCAGGAGAGGUGAGGAGCAUUCUUUCAUUCUAAAGCCUGCAGCUACAGUCGGUAAGGAUCUUAAGGGCCAUGGCGACCGAAAGCCUACACAAUUACAUCAAAAAAUGUCUUACUCUACUUCAAAUGCGCACAUGACACCAAGGGUUAGCGAUCCAAGAAAGGUUUCUCCAAGUGUGGAUCAGUAUGCAGUUUUAGUAUCAUGUCGAUGCAAUUAUACUGAGUCGAAACUAUUUUUCAAGCAGCCAACAAUUUGGAGGCCACGCAUUGCAAGGGAUCUUAUGAUCUCUGUAGUAUCAGAAAUAUCAGGACAAACUGUUGAAUCUAAUGGACGAUUGCCUCAACUUCCAGUCCAGGCGAUGACUCUACAAGCUUCAAAUUUAACAUCUGAAGAUCUAACACUGACCGUUCUUGCUCCAGCUACACCCAACACUUACACUUCGGUUAUGCCUUUAAAUUCUGCUCCCUCAACUCCCCAAAGCACAUUCGUUGGUGUAUCUGAAGGUAUGGGGAGAGUUGGUGGACUGCAUAGGUUGAGUUCAAUGCCAGUAGAAAUGGAGAGUCAAAAAGAGAGCAACACAAGUGGGAAAAGAUCAAUCUCUCUUGCACAACAUACUGGCGCAACGUCUGAUGUAAUGUCUAAUUCCGAUUUGGGCUGCUCUCAUCUUUGGUUGCAGAGUACUGUUCCUCUGGGAUGUGUUCCUGCUGGUUCAAGUGCCAUGGUCAAGCUCGAGUUACUACCCUUGACGGAUGGGAUAAUUACACUCAGUACCCUUGAAGUAGCCAUUAAAGAAAAAGGGGUGACGUAUAGACCUGAGCAGCCUUUGAAAAUUCAUGCAACUUCCAGUGUUUCAACCGGCAUUGUUUAAGGAAAUUUCCUUUUCUUUUUUCGUUCUUUGAUCAUAUACAACCAUACUUCGAGAAGUUGUGUACGCUAUGAUGUAAUGAUGGAGAUAUCAGCUUCUACUAUGCUGUCAUGCUUGGGGUUGGAGGAUAAAAUGAGGAUGGCAUUUCUUUACCUGA
This is a messenger RNA of Asparagus officinalis (garden asparagus), 3111 nucleotides long. RefSeq lists its product as uncharacterized. The transcript has 12 exons. Bases 372 to 2957 code for a protein of 861 amino acids. Lineage: Eukaryota; Viridiplantae; Streptophyta; Magnoliopsida; Asparagales; Asparagaceae. The record is from RefSeq and is a predicted model, not a curated record.